Molecule: messenger RNA, 1596 nt
Organism: Bipolaris zeicola 26-R-13
Lineage: Eukaryota; Fungi; Ascomycota; Dothideomycetes; Pleosporales; Pleosporaceae
Product: copper radical oxidase
Exons: 1
Coding region: 1-1596 (531 amino acids)
Molecular function (GO): protein binding
Source: RefSeq, a predicted model, not a curated record
AUGUUCUCUUCUAUUUGCACAAAGGCAGUACUACUAUCAUGUUUCGUCUCCGCUACAACGGCGCAAUCGAAUGCCGCUGCGAAGUUAAACAGCUCAAAGGCAACCACUCCACCACCUCAGGAUAAAAAAGACGCUCUAGGAUCAUGGAGUCCGGUCAUAGAUUUCCCCAUCAUCCCCGUAGCCGCAUACAUCGUCCCCGAGUACCCAUCCCCCACACGAAUGCUCGUCUUCUCCGCCUUCUCUCCCAACUCCUUCGGCGGCCAACGAGGCAUCACGCAAUUCGCAGAGUACAACCUAGUCAACGGCACCGUCUCUAGACGCGAAGUAUCACAAACAAAACACGACAUGUUCUGCCCGGGCAUAAGCUCCCUCGGCGAUGGCCGCCUCGUCGUGAGCGGCGGUGCCAACGCCGAAAAAACCAGCCUGUACCUCCCCUUCAGCAACGAAUUCGUCGCGGGCCCCAACAUGAACAUCCCGCGGGGCUACCACUCGAGCACCAUCCUCUCCACCGGCAACAUCUUCGCAAUCGGCGGCUCCUGGAGCGGCCCCGUGGGCGGCAAAGCCGGCGAACUCUACGACGCAAAGUCAAACUCGUGGAAACUUCUUCCGGGCGCAGCCGUCAAACCAAUGCUGACAACCGACCACGAAGGCGUCUACCGCGAAGACAACCACGCCUGGCUUUUCCCCUGGCGCAACGGCUCCGUAUUCCAAGCCGGCCCCAGCAAAGCCAUGAAUUGGUACUACACCGAUGGAAAAGGGGACGUCAAGCCCGCCGGCAUACGCAAUACCGAAAACGACUCAAUGUGCGGUGUGAACGUCAUGUACGAUGUCGGCAAGAUCUUCACGGCGGGAGGGGCACAGUACUACUACGAAGCACCCGGUCUGCGCGUUGCCCACAUGAUAGAAAUCGACAAGGUGGGCGCCCAGGCAAAAGUACAGCGACUACCGGAUAUGAAGCACGCGCGCGUCUUUGCGAAUGUGGUUGUGCUGCCUGAUGGGAAGAUACUGGUGACGGGAGGUCAAGGUGUAGCCGAAGGCUUCACAGACAAGGAGCCCGUUUUUCAUCCUGAAUUGUUUGAUCCGGCGACACGUACAUUCACCGAACUGGCUCCGGAGGUCGUGCCGAGAAACUACCAUUCUGUCGCGAUUUUGCUGCCGGAUGGAAUGGUGUUUACGGGUGGUGGUGGACUCUGCUGGGACGACGGCUCAGGAAGAGUGUCGGAGCCGUGUCGCAAUACUGUUGAUCAUCCCAACGGCCAGAUCUUUACGCCGCCAUAUCUGACUACCGGUGCACCGAGACCCGUUAUCGAAAAGGUUGCUUCGGCCAAGGUUGCGCCGGGUGGGCGGCUCGAAGUCACGAUGAAGGGAAGUGCCAAGGGUGUUUCCUUUUCUCUGAUUCGGAUUGGAAGCGUCACGCAUAGUGUCAAUACUGAUCAGAGGCGUGUGCCGCUCGAGCCAAAGGUCGAUGGUGACAAGGUUACACUGCCUAUCUUGAACGACCAGGGCGUCAUGCUACCGGGCAUGUGGUACCUCUUCGCAGUUAGCGAAAAGGGCGUGCCGAGCAUUGCAAAGACAAUUCAUAUGCAACAGGUUUGA